AUGGCGGGCGCUCUGCAGGCUCCUCGCUCCUGUCCUCCGAAGGAAGAGAAGGAGGAGGAGGAGGAGGAUCAGGAACAGCCCGAAGGAGGGAAGGAGCAGAGAGUGAGUGAGGAGGAGGGAAGAGCAUCAGCAGGAGCAGCUGAAGGAGGGAGGGGGGAUGAAGACGUGCACGUGGAGUGGAAGGAGGGAGAACCGGUCCCUUUCAGCCACCUCAGCAGCACCCUGGACAGGGUACAGGGCACCUCCAAGAGACUUGAGAUCAUCUCCAUCGUGACUGCUGCGUUGAGUACCGUCCGCCGACUUACACCUGAUGACCUUGUUCCCUUCGUCUACAUCAUGCUGGGUCGCGUCGCUCCUCCCUUCAAGGGCCUCGAGCUCGGCGUCGGCGACAGCGUGCUGGUGCAGGCGAUCGCUGCGGCAUCAGGGCAUGAGACGUCCAAGAUCAAGGAGGAGUACAAGAAAGUUGGAGAUCUGGGACAGGUGGCAGUGGCAACAAGAAGGAACCAGCUCUCCCUCUCUCCCGUUCGGGCCCUCACCGUCCGGAGCGUCUUCGAGGCCAUGAAGUCUGCGGCUGCCAUAGAGGGGAGCGAGUCAGUCAAGCAACGGCGCGAUAUUAUCCUCUGCCUCCUCGUCGCUGCCAGGGGCAACGAGUCGCUCUGGAUCACCCGCAUCCUCCAAGGCAAGUUGCGGGUGGGGCUGGCAGAGCCGUCAGUCAUCAGCGCUCUAGCCGCCACCUUCGUCCUCCAUCCUCCAGCAUCCUCUUCCUCCUCUUUCCCCUCUCCUCUUCCUCCUCCUUCCCUUUCCCCCGAAGAGUUCAAGAAGGAGAGCAGCAUAGCGACCGAGGCGCUGAAGGAGGCGCUGGCCCAGCAGCCCUGCUACGAGACUGUCGUCCCCAUCCUGCUCGAGCACUCCUACCAGCAGCUCCCUGUUCUCUGCCCUCUCACCCCUGGGGUUCCCGUCAAGCCGAUGCUCGCCCAUCCGUCUCGGGGAGUGUCCGAAGUGACCAAGAGGUUCGGCAACAAGACUGUCACGUGCGAGUACAAGUACGACGGCGAGAGGAGUCAAAUCCACUGGCUGGAGGAUCAGAAGGUCAAGGUGUUCAGCAGGAACUCAGAGGACACUACUGGCAAAUUCCCAGACAUCGUCGAGCUGCUGCCGAAGAUCGUCGAGGGAGGAGGCGUCAAGUCAGCCAUCCUGGACUGUGAGGUCGUGGCGGUGGAGAGGGCAACGAAUCGUAUCCUCCCAUUCCAGAUUCUGUCGACCCGAGCUCGCAAGAAUGUUCAGCUCAGCUCCUUGAAAGUUGACGUCUGCGUCUUUGCGUUUGACAUCCUCCUCCUUAACGGAGAAAGUCUCAUGCGCCGCCCCCUCAUUGAGAGGAGGCAGAUCCUGCGACAAAACUUGAGGGAAGUGGAGGGAAGGUUCAAAUUCGUCUCUUCCAUCGACCCAACCUCGCCGGAGGACAUGGAGGAGUUCUUUCAGGUGGCCCUUCAGGACAGCUGCGAGGGGCUCAUGAUCAAGAGCCUCGAGGGCGAACCGUCGCAAUAUGCGCCGGACAAGCGGUCGAGGGAAUGGCUCAAGCUCAAGAAGGACUACAUAGAGGGGAUGGUCGAUACCUUCGACCUCGUCGUCGUCGGGGCAUGGCAGGGCCGAGGGAAGCGCACGGGGGUUUACGGAGCCUUCCUGCUCGCCUGCUACAACUCGGAGACUGACGAGUUCGAGACAGUCUGCAAGUUGGGCAACGCAAAAGUCCCGGAAGGUCCCAACCAGCCUGACGUCUGGUUUGACCCUUCGACGGUCUGGGAGAUAUCAGCUGCGGAUCUCUCCCUUUCACCGCAGCACACGGCCUGCUACGGGGUUGUCCAUGCUUCCCGCGGCAUCGCUCUCCGUUUCCCUCGCUUCGUGCGAGAGCGAGAGGAGAAGGGGGCGAGCCAGGCGACCACCUCCCAGCAGGUCAAGGAGAUUUUCUCCCAGCAGCGGAACGUUCAGUCAGGAGAGGAGAGCGAUGCUAGUACCAGCUGA
Molecule: messenger RNA, 2019 nt
Organism: Guillardia theta CCMP2712
Lineage: Eukaryota; Cryptophyceae; Pyrenomonadales; Geminigeraceae
Exons: 14
Coding region: 1-2019 (672 amino acids)
Biological process (GO): DNA biosynthetic process; lagging strand elongation; DNA recombination
Molecular function (GO): DNA binding; ATP binding; DNA ligase (ATP) activity
Source: RefSeq, a predicted model, not a curated record